AUGGCUGCGGUGGACCCGCCAGCUGGUCUGAUGGACAUCGCCAGGUAUGCUUCCAUCAAACUAAUGCGACCACUCAACUUGACACUCACCAAAACCAGCACUUUGUCCCAGGAUGAAAUUCCCAUGAAGCUGCGAUGCGCUAUUUGCAACAUGCUGGCGGUAAAUGCCUUCCGGCUGCCUUGUUGUGACCAGUCAAUCUGCGAGUCCUGCCAAUCAGCUCUCGUCGAUACUUGUCCAGUCUGCGCACACACCCCCGUCUCGCCGGAUCUUUGCAAACCGAAUAAAGCCCUCCGCACCACUUUGAAGGCCUAUUUGCGGACCGAAGAGAAGAAACGCGAAAAGGAUCGCCUGGCCGCAGCGGCUUCGACGCCCACAAUCCCCACACCGGUGGAGAGUGAAGUCGGUCCCACAGAAACACCGGUCGAUCAGGUCGCGACCGAGCCGACGCCGGCUGAAACGCCAGAGGUGCCCGUGGCGAAGGAAACUUCGACUGAGGAACCUACCCGGGAGACCGAAGCUGCGGACACGACAGGCAGUGCAGUGGAAAAUAAUACUCUUGAGACACAGAGAUCGACAGAUGAGGCCGAUGAGUGCGCUGGUGUCCAGAUCCCAGACCAAUCGAAACCCACGGAACCGAACGCUCAGCCUAGCGAUGGCGAACCUCCUAUUCCGGAGGAGUUGACACAGGAGAUGGCCCAAGAAGCUGAACCAAUCGCGAUGAAUAUGGCCGGUGGAUUCGCUGGAAUGGGCUGGAAUGGCAAUGGCAAUUUCAACGGCAUGAACCCAUUUAUGGCGAACCCUAUGUUCAAUUUCCCAAAUCCGAUGGGUAUGCCCAUGGGGAUGGACCCAAUGACGAAUCAGGGGAUGUUCGGAGAUUAUGGGAUGAACAUGACUGGCAUGGGCAUGAACAACGGAAUGAAUUUUGAAGGGCAGGGCAUGUAUGGAUCCUUAGGUUGGGACUCCCAGCAAAACAUGUGGCAAGGCGGCCAAGAUAAAUUCAAUCCAAAUGCUUUCGCGAAUGGCUCAGGCCCUCCGUAUGGAGGAGCAUUUGGCGGAUCUAAUAUGUCUUACCCUAACGAGUUCCAGUCUGGUUACAACGGGUCAGGGUAUGGUCGCGGUGGAUUCCGGGGCCGCGGUCGAGGCCAUUAUCAAGGCCCCGGUCGAGCUGGAUACGGUGGCCCCGGACAGGGGCAUUAUGGUCAUGCUAACCACGGACUUCCUAGUCGCCCAGUCUCCAAUGCUUCAGCAGGCCCAAAUGUACCCGUUGAUGGUGAAGUUUCUCUAGGCAUUGAGAGUAAUGAUGCUGCAGACUUAGGUGCUAUGGAUAUCAAUGAUUCGGUAUCUGCAGAUCCGGCAUCAGCAGAUGAUCAACAACUACAGGGUAUUCCUACCAUUGAUAGUCUAGACCAGGCCCUCCCUACUGGACCAGGUGGCUAUCAGGGACAGAUGGGCCCCGGGUAUGGGCGAGGUGGCUACAUGCGGGCCUCCAUGCCCAAUGGCCGUGGAGGCUAUUGGGGUGGUCAUAUGUCCCAAUCUCAUAUAGAACCGAAAAAUCCCGGUGUGGAAGGAGCUCCCGCAGCCCCGCGAGCAAUGCGGCAGGGGCUGCCUAACACCAGCGUCCUGCGCCAUCGUGGCUUUCAUCAAGGACGGUCUUCCAUAUCCAACAGCAUGGCAGGGCCUACAAAGAGCAAUCCUGAUACCCCUUCCUUGGCCCGUGGGUCUUCUCGAGGGCCAUCUCGAGGGCCAUCUCAACCCCCGCAUACUGCAUCCCGCUCUCGAUCUCCAUCCCAAACCCGCGUUUCUCGAGCUCGAUCGCCUUCAGCACCGGCGGCUGACGAUGAUCGAGAGAGCCGCCGUGACCGCGAUGUAAGGCGCCUUACUGAUCAACGGAGUCGCUCGCAGUCCGGCGUAUCUUCGAGACGCUCUUCACGCACCCGUCACCGUGAUAGUGACCGAGAAAGGCGCAAUGGCCAUCGAUCGCAUCGAUCACGUCGGAAUCGCAGUCGCAGCCGUAGUCGCAGCCGAAGCAACAGCCGACCCCGUGAUGGCCGUCAGUCAGACCGUCUAACAGGAAUUGUACCAGAUUCAUCUGAUGGGCCUUCCAAAUCAUCGUCUGCCAAAAUCAACCCUCGCGAUCUCGCAAGCCGAAUUGGGAACUCCCACCGAACCAGCAGGGAUCGACCCAGCCGUCGUGAGCAGGAUCGAGAGCGGGAACGCGAACAUCCCCGAGACAGCCGCCGUGGUGAUUAUGACAAAGACCGAGCACGCGACCGCCGUGAUAGAGAUCGGGGAGACCGCACAGACCGAGACCAAGAACGUGAUCGUGAGCGAGAUCGUCGUCGAGACCGUGAGCGCGAUAGAGAGCGUGACCGAGACCGCACUGGUAGAGACCGUGAAAAGGACCGUAAGCGUGCCCGCCGUGACCGAUCCGAGUCCGCAAACGCUAGUGACCACUCUUCCCACCCCCGAUCCCGACGUGUUAAACGUGAUGCCGAUGAUCGUAAAGAACGCGAUGCAGCUCCACCCAGCGUACCAGAGCCAGAGAAGGAAAAGGAUCCCCACACCAUAGAGCGCGAGGCACGCAACCGUGAGCGCCUCCAACGCGAGCAACAACGCCGCGAACAGGCCAAAUCUGGCAACCGCCGUGACAGUCGGCAAGACCGUGCAGUGGCCGGCCGCCGCAUGAAUUACCAAUACGAAGAUGAGCUCUAG
This is a messenger RNA of Penicillium verhagenii, 2712 nucleotides long. RefSeq names its product RING finger protein. The transcript has 5 exons. Lineage: Eukaryota; Fungi; Ascomycota; Eurotiomycetes; Eurotiales; Aspergillaceae. Bases 1 to 2712 code for a protein of 903 amino acids. The record is from RefSeq and is a predicted model, not a curated record.